AUGUCCUAUCGUUAUGUUUAUCCAAAUGGAACAUCAACUGUAGGUGCAACACCUGGCGUUAACGGUUAUGGUGUUGAUCCAUCAAUGUUAUCUGCUGGAUAUCCUACCAGUCUCUCAACAAAUGGAUAUGAUCAUCGUCGACGACGUCGAUCAUAUUCACCAGGAUCAUUUUCAUCAGAUAGUUGUAGUGAUGAUGACUAUGAAUAUCGUGGUCGAAUGAUUACACGUGAAAAACGAUGUCCGCGUGAUGUUGUUCGAGCACCAACACCACCACCAAUUAUUAAACGAGUCGUUGAACGAGCCCCAACACCUGAAGCACCUGUUAUGGAACGGGUUAUUAUUCGACCACAAGCUCAGGAAAUUGUUGAACGUGUUAUUGAACAACCACGUACACCACCACCACGUAUAAUUCAAAAAGAAAUGCAAGAAGAAGCACCACCACCAAUUGUUCGAACAAGAGUUAUCAAAGUCGACCGUCCACUUCGUAGUGGUUAUAGUCAACCAGGUUCACCAUAUGGCAAUCCAUGUAAUGGAUUACCUUCAAUAUCAAAUGGUCUUAUGACAAGUGGUCAUACCUAUCGAACCCAUUCAAUUGCAGGUUCGACUGGACGACCAAGAGUAUAUCGUACAAAUGAUAAUGAUCCGAGUUUUUCUUCAGGAUCAAGUUUUGAAUAUACUCCAUCGGCACAAAUGUCAUCCAAUGUUCCGCAAACAACAAUGAUGAUGAUGCCAGCAUCACAACAAGUACAACCUAUGAGUAUGAUGCAACAACAGCAAAUGCAACAACAACAACAACAACAACAACAACAACAACAGCAACAAAUGCAACAACAACAAAUGCAACAGCAACAAAUGCAACCUAUGGGCGUCAUGCAACAACAACCAGUACAAUCGAUGGGUGUCAUGCAGCAGCAACCAGUACAAUCUAUGGGUGUCAUGCAACAACAACCAAUGCAACAAAUGGGUGUCAUGCAACAGCAGCCAAUGCAACAAAUGGGUAUGAUGCAACAACAACCAGUACAGCAGCAAAUAAUGUAUCGACCUGUUCAAAUGCAAUCAUCUAUGCCUCAAAUGGCCGCUCAAUCAGUUCCACCAUUACCAUCAAGUUAUAUUCCUCAACAAUAUAUGUAUCCAGCACAUCAAGGAAUGUCUUAUGGUUAUCGUCCAAUGAUGCAACAAGGUAGAAUGAUUCCAAGUGGUAUGCCAAUGAUGGCUGCUGGUAAUGCAGUUGGUACACCAACAAAUAGUUUUCAAAGUCAACCCCAAAUGUAUCAUCCAAUGGCUCAACAACUCGUCUAUUAA
This is a messenger RNA of Adineta steineri, 1302 nucleotides long. NCBI's taxonomy places the organism in Eukaryota, Metazoa, Rotifera, Eurotatoria, Adinetida, Adinetidae. The record is from the annotation of a GenBank genome assembly.